AUGGAUUCUAAAAACUAUGAUUUGGAUGAGUUUUUUCCUUCCAUUUCCUUUGAUUGUUUAUAUGAUCCGAACCCCAACAACCCUUCAGUUUUCAUAUAUGAAUUGGAUUCUCUACAUGAAUCUCAAUUGUUACUAUCAGAUAUCGAUCAUAAUAAUGGUUUGGUUUUGAAGUGUAACGGUUCUAUGAAAUGCGUCACUGACCAAGACCCUCUUUUUGAUCCAUUGGAGGAACAAGUGUUAUCUGAAUCAGCAUUGACCUCAUUGUGCAUAAUGAACAAUGCAAUGGAAAAUCAACAUUCUAAUCAAGUGAUUAUGGCAGAAGCUGAUUUUCCAUCAAAUUCUGAGGUAUCCAAGAAUUUGUUAGAGCGAAUUGAUGUGUCAGAAGAGUUCUUGAACUUCACUUCAUUGGACGAAAUUUGCCAAUGGUUUGAUGCUUCACAAGAGGAUAAUAACUCAAACACAUUUCCUGAAUCAAUGCAAUGUGAUGCUACUUCCUUUUCUUGGAAAUCAGUUAAGGAUAGCUAUGAGAAUUGUCUAUUGGGAAGCAUGGAACCCGAGUUGAAUUUGAUUGCACCAGUGGCGAUGAGUUCUGCUGAUGAUACUGCCAGCUUUGAAUGCCUAUCAGAGUUUGAUUUUGAUGCGCUAACAGGCUUAUUGUCAGAUUCAUCAAUUGAAGAGCUUUUGAAUUGUGAAGAAGCAAAUUGCAACAACCCUUUGAAUAAUGGUUCUAGUGCUGUUUUGGAGUUAUCAUCAGAAAAUAAUAAAAUGGAGAUGAUGGAGAACAUUUCAAAUCCAAUGAACUUCACAAAAAAUCUUGCUUGGUUUCAAGCUAGAAAUAACUUGACCCAGCCGGUUCCGGAUUUGGACACAGCAAACAAAAUCAAGAGAAAGAAAGAGGAGCCGAAAAAACCUAGCAAGAAGAAGGACAAGGCAGGGGAGUGUAGUCGGCCACGACCAAAAGAUCGCCAGAGGAUUCAAGACUGCAUUCAACAAUUGAGAACAAUCAUCCCUGGCAAGGAUGUUAAAGAGUGUAGCAUUGAUAAUUUGUUAGAGUGCUCCAUCAGAUACAUGAGUUUCUUGUCAAGCACUGCACACUAUGCAAACAAGCUACAAGAACCAGAUAAGCCUAAGGUAACUAAUUAAUCAAACUAUUUACAUAUUCUUAGUGUUCAUCAUAUGAUUGGACUUGUUUGGAUGUGUUAAGCUUAUUGAACAGGCAAAUGGAGUGGUUCUACAAGAGAGUAGUGUGGAAGGUAGCAAACAUUAUGGAACAUGGUCAUUUGAAGAGCCACAUCAAACAUUGUUAUGCCCAAUUAUAGUUGAGGAUAUGGCUCAUCCUGGCCAAAUGCUUAUAGAGUUGCUUUGUGAGGAGGAAGGGUUCUCUCUUGAGUUGGUUGACACAAUUAAGGGUCUUGGUUUGAAUAUCCUGAAAGCAAAGAUGGAAACAAGGAACAGAAAACUAUGGGCACGCUUUAUCGUUGAGGCCAAUAGACAUGUGACAAAGAUAGAUGUGUUUUGGUCCCUUCUCCAUCUUGUAGAGCAGAAAAACUCCUCAAGAACUGGAAUGGAUUCAUCAACUAAUAAUAACAAACAUUGCAAUGAAAUGAAUGAUGGCAGUGUUUCAAGAUUGGACAAACAACAACAAGAGAAAGAGAGUUGCAACUUUUUUAUGUCCAUGACAGAGGCACUAAGCUUCAGUGGUUGAUAUUUCAGAAAAUCAACAAUGAAAGAUUAGAAUCAUAGUGUGUACAUAGAUGAUAGAUUAAGGAUACACUUAGCAGAAGCUUCAUUUGGAUAACCACUAAUUUAUUUUUUUCCCUUUUGUGCUGUGAUGAUGUUUCAUUAUAUAAUCUAGAUUAGAAGAUUCACUUCUAGGUCUGUUGUUGAAACUGAGCACAUGACAGAUUCCGAGAUAUUUGAUUGAAUCUGACAUGCUGGAAUAAGACUUUUAGGAGCACUUGGAAUAAGACUUUG
Arachis ipaensis is the source of this 1974-nucleotide messenger RNA. Lineage: Eukaryota; Viridiplantae; Streptophyta; Magnoliopsida; Fabales; Fabaceae. The record is from RefSeq and is a predicted model, not a curated record.